AUGAAGCCAGCGCAACGGCUGCUUCCACGCAGUAGCCGCAGCAGCAGCACGCUUCUAUCCCGUCUACAUCUCACUCCUGCUACGCAUCAUACCGCCGUCGCUCUCACCCCGAUUCUGCACGUCGCGCGGCGGUCCCUCCACCUCUUGCAGCACCACCACCUCACACCCUCCUCGCCGACCGAUGCGCCUUUUGUGCGCUAUGACGACGCCGCCGUCCUGCAGGACGAGCACCGCGCGCGCUUCCUCGCCUGGAAAGCCGGCGCUGCCGCCUCAUACGAAUCACCACAGCAACAGCAGGUGGAUGCGCCGCGGCCGCAGCUCCUGAGCUUCCAAACGCAGCCGACCUACACCCUCGGCCGGCGGCAAGAUGCGCUGACCCCUUCGCAGGCGGCGCGCCUUGCCCAGCCGCUACACGUGUCUCUGCCGCGUGACGGUAGCGGCAUAGGCAGGAACAGCCAGCUGUACACGCCGCAGGUGCGCCAGACGAGCCGCGGCGGGCUCACAACGUACCACGGCCCGGGACAGCUGGUGCUCUGGCCGGUGCUGGACAUGCACUCGCCGCUGCACGCGCGCUUCGGCGUGGCGUCGUACGCGCGGCUGCUCGAGGAGACGACGCGCAGCGUGCUUGCGGAUCAGUUCGGCGUCGCCACGUACACGAAUCAAGAGGAGCCGGGCGUGUGGGCGGGGACAGCCGCGGAGGUGUCUGCGGGCCGGGAGGAGCGCAAGAUUGCGGCGCUGGGCGUGCACCAUAGACGGUACGUGACGGCGCUGGGCGUCGCGCUGAAUGUUAAUGUACCGACGAGCGGCGACGACGAGGGCAGGAAUCCGUGGGCGCGGUUCGUGCCGUGCGGGCUGCAGGGCAAAAAGGUGACUUCGGUGGCUGCGGAGACGGGGAGGGAGGACGAGGACGAGGGGUGGGACAUGGAGAGGUUGGCGGAGGAGUGGGCGGCGAGGUUUGAGGAGGGCUUGAUUCGGGGCGAGGGAUCAUGA
Beauveria bassiana ARSEF 2860 is the source of this 990-nucleotide messenger RNA. RefSeq names its product octanoyltransferase-like protein. The transcript has a single exon. Gene Ontology annotation, cellular component: mitochondrion. Gene Ontology annotation, biological process: protein lipoylation. The record is from RefSeq and is a predicted model, not a curated record. Lineage: Eukaryota; Fungi; Ascomycota; Sordariomycetes; Hypocreales; Cordycipitaceae. Bases 1 to 990 code for a protein of 329 amino acids.